Molecule: messenger RNA, 1427 nt
Organism: Daucus carota subsp. sativus
Lineage: Eukaryota; Viridiplantae; Streptophyta; Magnoliopsida; Apiales; Apiaceae
Product: dehydrogenase/reductase SDR family member FEY-like
Exons: 8
Coding region: 126-1253 (375 amino acids)
Source: RefSeq, a predicted model, not a curated record
AAUCUUUCCGAAACUGCCACCAUAUGACAAAUAAAUGCAGCAAGAGAUUUUCAAAAUCCAGACUUCUCAUCGACCAACCAAAGUAAAAAACACAGCAAUUUUUUUUCCCAAGUGAUUGAGAAAGAAUGAGCAUGAGAGAUGAAGAAGCUUAUAGCAAGAUGUGGAAUAAGAAGGGGUUGGGAUGGAUUGCAUGGUUAAGAGGAUGCUUUCAUUUGAUGCACGACAUGUUGUUCCAGAGGAUCAUGACUAGACAUCUGCACAAUCCAAUGCCUCUUCCUCCUCUCCAUCCAGAUUUCACUUGUCUUGUCACUGGUUGCACCAAUGGAAUUGGCCGCGAAAUCGCGAGGCAGUUAGCAGAAGCAGGGGCGCACGUUGUAAUGGCAGUUCGGAAUACUACAAGAGCUAAUGUUCUCAUCGAGAAAUGGCAGUGCGACUGGUCUAAAAUGAGCCUUCCUCUCAAUAUUGAGGUGAUGGAGCUUAAUCUCCUCUCAUUGGAUUCUGUUGCGAGAUUUGCUGAAGCAUGGAAUGCACGCUCAGUCCCUUUGCAUGUGCUCAUCAACAAUGCCGGGAUAUUUUCUAUUGGAGAACCUCAAAAAAUUUCAAAGGACGGUUUUGAAGAGCAUAUGCAAGUGAAUCAUCUAGCGCCAGCCUUGCUUUCAAUAUUGCUUUUGCCAUCUCUCAUCAGAGGCUCUCCCAGUCGGAUUGUCAACGUUAGUUCAACUAUUCACCAUGUUGGCUUUGUUGAUCCUGAAGACAUGAAUGUCUCGACUGGAAAGAGAAAGUACACAAAUUUAGCGGGUUACUCAGGCAGCAAACUAGCACAGGUGAUGUUCAGUAGCAUACUCAACAAGAAAUUGCCUUCCAAGGCUGGUAUAAGCGUAGUAUGCGUAUCUCCUGGAGUAGUUCAGACCAACUUCGCAAGGGAUCUUUCCAAGAUUGUUCAAAUCGUGACUCGUCUGUUUCCAUAUUAUAAGUUCAGUCCUGAAGAAGGUGCUAGAAGUGCCUUGUUCGCGGCCACAGACACUCAAAUUUCAGAAUUCUGCAAGAAGCUGGAAUCAGAUGACUGGCCAGUUUGUGCUUUCAUUUCUCACGAAUGUCGUCCUACAAAUCCUUCUGAAGAAGCGCAUAAUCUUGAAACCUCUUACAAUGUGUGGGAGAAGACAAUGGAAAUGAUUGGCCUUCCAUCAGACACAGUGCAGAAACUUAUAGAAGGGCAGCAAGUUAAAUGCAGAUAUGGUUCUCAUCAAGAUUAGUGUUUUUUCCCAAAUAGUUUCAAUUUUUUGAUAAAAUUACAAUUAGUGGUUUUGUGAUCUAAUUUUAAGGCCAUUUAACAUCAUGCUAGACAAAAAUGCAAAAGUUCAACUUGAAGAAGAGGCAGAAACUGCCUCUGUUAUUUUCUGAUGCAAAAUUUUUAAGUACUAUAGUUA